Molecule: messenger RNA, 1408 nt
Organism: Thermothelomyces thermophilus ATCC 42464
Lineage: Eukaryota; Fungi; Ascomycota; Sordariomycetes; Sordariales; Chaetomiaceae
Exons: 9
Coding region: 230-1408 (392 amino acids)
Biological process (GO): nuclear-transcribed mRNA catabolic process; NAD-cap decapping
Cellular component (GO): cytosol; nucleus
Molecular function (GO): mRNA 5'-diphosphatase activity
Source: RefSeq, a predicted model, not a curated record
CACAAGUACGGAUUACAAGGUGUGUACGGAGUACUUGGUGUACGGAAAACAAACAGCACCGAAACACCAAUCGCCAAGCAUCUCGGCAUCGUCGCUUCAACCAACCUCAUUGCCCACGGGUCAGGCAGACGACCGGCUACGUUCGUUGCUUGGUUACAGUGGGGGGCUAAACUGUGGCACCCAGUCCCUGAGAAUACGUCCCAAUGUGCUCCGUCUUCCUGAUGCUGUCAUGGCCCUGAAAUUCCCCGUUUAUCCUCCAUCAAGGUAUGGGGGUGGAACCGAGCCCGUGAAACGGCCAAAGGAGUUUGCAUGCUUCUCAUAUGACAAGGACCACAAGUUUCGCCUGGACGAUUCGUCUCUGAAAUGGUACUAUCCUCCAGACCUCGGUGUAGACUUGUCGCGAGGAAGCGACACGUUCAUUCAACAUGACGACUCGAUAGACGAACACUUGGAUAGCCUCCUCAAAACCAUUAAAGCCUACGAAGAGCAGACGGGCGAGCCGAUAGAUGCGCACGUCGUCACCUGGAGAGGCAUGCUGACCAAGAUAAUGGCCGCACCGUUUGAUGACGAGGCGUUCGAGAUGAACGCCACCCUCUACCGAGGUUGCAUCUUUAUCGAGGAGCACCAUGGCUUCAAGGAGCAAAAACGGCAGAUGGAGAACAGCCGGACGGGACAGAGGAUCCUGCCUUCGCUGAUGCAGUAUUGGGGGUAUAAAUUCGAGACGCUCAGCACUCUGCCGCGGCCAUGGGCUGAGACAUCGAGGGACUACAUUGAGAAUCGAGACCAGGAAGUCGUCAACAACAAAGAGCAAUACUGCUCUGUCGUUCGGACGGGUUUUGGCAAGUCAAUAGUCUGCCUCGGGGGCGAAGUCGACGCGAUCUGGGACGCGAAGCCGGCGACGCCGGGAGACCCGAUCAACUGGGUGGAGCUCAAGACGAGCGCCGAGAUCCGCAACCACAACGACCAAUUCAAGUUUGAUCGGAAACUGAUGAGGUACUGGAUUCAGUCAUUCCUUCUCGGCGUGCCCAAGAUCAUAGUCGGCUUCAGGACCCAAGACGGCAUCCUCAGCAGGGUGGAGGAGUUCAGGACCAUGAGCAUCCCCCAUGAGGUCCAACGCCGGGGGUUGGCGAAGUGGGACGGAAACGUCUGCAUCAGGUUUACCAGCCUCUUCCUCGACUGGCUUCGCCGCAGCAUAGAUGAUGAGGGCGUUUGGAGGAUAAGGCGACGACAGAAGUCGGACUUCAUCGAGCUUUUCAAAGUCGAGGAGGUUGGGCACGGCAGCAUCAUCACGGACGAGUUCAUGAACUGGCGGAUAAAGCUCUCUCUCCGCAAGAUGAAGGCGCCAGAGCCGGCGUCAUCACUAGCGGGGGAGCCAACUUCGGGGACAGAAGGGGCGUCUGCAGCUUGA